AAUGGUCUAAGGAAGUGACAGACGAGUCUAACACCUUUUUCUUUUCUUUUUGCGACCAUUCAACGAACCAAAACAAAAAUAAUCAAAGAAUCAAAAAUUGAAGAACAACGACAACGGUUUCGUCUCCAUGAUUAUGAUGGACAGAGAAAAAGGGUUUCACAGAUCACUCCAUUAAUAAAAGAGAAAAAGGUAAGAACUUUUAUUUCGGUAGCCGCUAAGCUCUAAAGAAAUGAAAAGUAAAGAAGAAGAGGAAGAGGAAGAAGAUGGAGGAGGAGGAGAAGGGCAAAAAGGGAAGAGCCUUAUUGAAAAGUUAAGGAGAAGAGCCGUUUCUGUAGGCCAUAGAAGAGUGUUUCGCCCACCUUCCACUCCAGCGCACAUUAGCUUUAACCCUAAUAACCCUUCUUCUUCUUCAAAAUUCGCAUCUUCCUCUAGAAAGCUUGCAGCUUCUCUCUGGGAGUUUUAUCAGUACUACGACCAAGACCACGAUAUUCCUCCUGUAGCUAAAAUGCACCGAGCUCCGUUCAGUUAUGGUGGUGAUCCUAGUAACCGCCGUCUCCGUCACGGCCAUGGAAAGUCGGCGGUUGGAGAUAAUGGCCUCGAUCUUACUGAUGACCAGCCAGAGAGUGCGGGGAGCAUAAGGAAACAGAUAGGCCAAAUGCUAAUGAAGCAUCAUCAAUUAACACAAAGAAACGACCAUCCUUUGCAGCCCUUGUCUCCUGCUAGCUCCCUCGAGGUGGCUCCAUAUAAAGGAGCAAUAACUCCGGGAAGCUCAUUGGAUCUUCAUGGAAGAAGACGAGCUGGUGAGCCUAACAACAACAAUCUCAAGACAUCAACCGAACUUCUUAAAGUACUGAACCGGAUCUGGAGCCUCGAGGAGCAGCAUUCCGCUAACAUCUCCUUGAUAAAAUCCCUAAAAAGCGAGCUUGCUCACUCACGCGCCAGGAUCAAAGAGCUUCUCAGAUGCCAGCAAGCCGACAGACGCGAGAUGGACGAGUUAGUGAAGCAGCUCGCGGAAGAGAGGCUCUCAAAGGACACGAAGGAACGCGACCGGUUAAGCUCCGCGGUUCAGUCGCUGGAAGAGGAGCGGAAACUGAGGAGACGGUCCGAGAGUUUGCAGAGGAAACUAGCACGGGAGCUCUCCGAGGCGAAGUCGACAUUGUCUCACUGCGUCGACGAGAUGGAGAGAGGGAGUAAGUCGAAGAAGAUGCUGGAGAGGCUAUGCGACGAGUUCGCGAGAGGGAUCAAGAGCUACGAGAGGGAGGUUCACGGUUUGAAGCAGAAGGUGGAUAAGAGCUGGGAAGGAUGGGGUGAGGAGGAUCAGAUGGUUCUUUGUAUAGCGGAAACGUGGCUUGACGAAAGGAUCCAGAGCGGUGAGGAAGGAUCUGUGCUGGAGAAGCUGAAGCUUGAGAUAGAAGCGUUUCUUGAGAGUAAGCAGAAGCUGAGUGGUAAUGAGAUACCCAAGAAUCGUAGGAGUUCACUUGAGUCGGCUCCGUUUCACGCCACGAGCGCGCCGAUUCAGGAAGUGGACAGCGAGGAGGAGGAGGAGGAAGAUUCGAAUUGCUUUGAGCUCAAGAAACAUGGAACGGUGGAAAGAAGACGGAGUCAAAGCCCGUCGAGUUUACAGGUGAAGUUCGAGGAUCAGAUGGCGUGGGCCAUGUCUAAUAAUGAGAAGAAGAAGAAGAAUAAGUCUAGAGACAUUGAAGCUGAUAAGGGGGAGAAAGAGGGGGAGAAAGAGAGGAACAAUGCGGUUGGAGAGAUGAUAAGAACUCAUCGGAGGUUACUGUCGGAAACUCAGGGAAUCGAUGAGGGUUCUUGCAGUUACCAACCAAGUAGGAGAGCAGAGAGCCCGAUUCGGCAUUGGAAUCCGAGAGCCAUGACGUCUGAUCUAACGGCGCAAGGAGUGAAGGACAACACUUUGAAAGCUAAACUAAGCGAAGCGAGAACCAAAAGUUCCCGGCCACGGAUUCGGCUAUUCAAGGGCUAAGAAUCUGUAUAACUGCCCGUAGAUGGAACAAUCUGAGAGAUUUUGUCGGGAAAUAGACACAAGUUUGAUGGCUAUAUUCCAUGAGUCGGGCGGGAUAUGUUCAGUCUGUAAAUUGUUUUUAACUAUAGUAUAUCUGUGUAAUAUCAGUUUCAUUUUCUCUGAAAUUUGGUUUGUUUGUC
Messenger RNA from Brassica oleracea var. oleracea, 2163 nucleotides. RefSeq lists its product as uncharacterized. Lineage: Eukaryota; Viridiplantae; Streptophyta; Magnoliopsida; Brassicales; Brassicaceae. The coding region runs from base 230 to 1984 and encodes 584 amino acids. The transcript is spliced from 3 exons. The record is from RefSeq and is a predicted model, not a curated record.